Stegodyphus dumicola is the source of this 1668-nucleotide messenger RNA. RefSeq names its product WD repeat-containing protein 44. Gene Ontology annotation, molecular function: protein binding. The record is from RefSeq and is a predicted model, not a curated record. Lineage: Eukaryota; Metazoa; Arthropoda; Arachnida; Araneae; Eresidae.
UGUGCUUAUUAUUUUGCUUUUAUGUAUUUUUUCCCUUUCAGUAAUACAGCUUUAAACAAGGAAUCUGAUGAAGAAAGUACAGAUAUGCGAAAAUCAGAUUCUACAGAUGUAGGAACUAUAGCAAGAGGUUUAGGGCGAGAUUUGGGGAAAAGAUUCAAGAUGGAAGUUAAUAGAAUUCGAACUGUUGUUGAUCGAGUUACACAUGCUCGGCAUGGUGAUGACGAUGGGAGUGAAGAAGAAAUUCUGUCUGAUCAGCGUUCAUCAGUCAAAAUUAAAGUUUCCAGCAAAGGCAGCUUUGAAUUUGAAACUAUUAGAGUUCUCCAAGAACUUGGAGGAGAACAUACUGGUGCGAUCUGGACUAUGAAAUUUUCAUCGUGUGGGCGACUUUUGGCUACUGCUGGUCAAGAUCAUGAUCUUCGCAUUUGGGUAUUGAAAGAUGCUUAUAAAUAUUUUGACGAUAUGAGACAAAAAUUUAAUUCAGAAGGUAAGGUAUCUCCUGUUCCUUCUCAUCCUGAUGUUUGCUUUGAUGGCACAACCAAAGGAGAAGAAAAUGAAGAUAACAAAGGGCCAUUUCUGUCCAAACCAUUUUGCAGAUAUCAGGGCCAUACUGCUGAAUUAUUAGAUGUAUCCUGGUCCAAGAAUUAUUUUAUCCUCUCAUCGUCAAUGGAUAAAACUGUUAGACUAUGGCAUAUUUCUAGAAAAGAAUGUUUGUGCUGUUUCCAGCACAUUGAUUUUGUAACUGCAAUUGCUUUCCAUCCACGGGAUGAUCGUUAUUUUUUGAGUGGCUCUUUAGAUGGAAAAUUACGGCUUUGGAAUAUUCCGGAUAAAAAAGUUACAUUAUGGAAUGAAUUAGAUGGACAAACAAAGCUUAUUACGGCUGUUAAUUUUUGCCAGAAUGGAAAAAUAGCAAUAGUUGGUUCUUAUGAUGGUCGUUGCAUAUUUUAUUACACUGAUCAACUCAAGUAUUACACUCAAAUUCACGUUAGGAGUACUAAAGGGAAAAAUGCCCAGGGAAGAAAGAUUAGUGGUAUCGAAGCUAUGCCUGGGGAAGAUAAAAUAUUAGUGACUUCUAAUGACUCCAGAAUAAGAUUGUAUGAUCUUCGAGAUUUAAGUCUGACUUGUAAAUACAAAGGUUAUGUAAACCUGAGCAGUCAAAUAAAAGCUAGUUUCAGCCAUGAUGGAAAAUUUAUUAUCAGUGGCUCUGAAAAUCAGUUUAUAUAUUUAUGGAAAACUUCACAUGACCAUGCAAAAUUUAGAAGAGAUAGGAACACCUAUUGGACUGGAAUAAAGGCCCAUAAUGCAGUAGUCACGUCUGCAGUAUUUGCACCUAAUCCAUCUCUGAUAGUGAAACAACUAGAACAUGAACAAGAGCGAGAGACAGACGAAAUGAAAGCAACUGAGCACAAUACCAAUAACUGUUAUGUCCUUGUUAGUGCUGAUUUCAGUGGAAUAAUAAAAGUAUUCCUUCAUAAAUAACCAAAUUGCUAAUAUUUAAUUUGCUGACUAGUCUUAUAUAAAACUUUUUACAGAUUAUAUCUACAAAUGUAACCAAGCUAACUGUAAUUUUUGUACAAGUGUCAAUAGAAAAAUUGAAAUUUUUAAAUGUAAUAAUUAUGUGUACUUACAGUAUGUAUUAUAAUUAUAUUUUAUUAAAGUUUGCUUAUUUUA